CCCCAACUCUUCUUUUCUGGCUGUUGAUGGGGUACUUGUGCACGGAGCCCAUAGUAUAAACUGGUCCAAGGAAGAUAAGGAAUUGAAUGACCAGAUUUCACGUCCAAGAUGCAUCACAAGGACAAAUCCUACUUUUGGCUAAGCAUCUGUGCACUGAUGAUCAUGGUCAAGACAGGUUAUUCAUUGAGCUGCAUAAAUAUGACCAACGAAAGGACCCGAUUACUGGAAGGCCUUGACUGUUUCUGUGAUGCAGGGAUGCUUGAAAUGCCAGACCAUCUACCACCAAUCAGAAUACUGAUCCUAGAUGGAGGUGGCUGCCCGCACUUUAACGCUGUCCGAUGGAUCACCACCCAACUUCAGUCCCCGGGAAUCUUGCAAUCGUUGUCUCUGCGCAACUGUAGAAUGCACAUCGGAGAGGAGGAUAUGGCUCCCCUGGCAAACCUCACAGAGCUGUCAGUCUAUUACGGGUCGGUAGAGCUUCUUUACCCAAGGGCAUUUUUAAGUCUGAAGCGCUUAAAGAGCCUGACUUUGACAAGCCUUGGCUUGACACACUUUCCCGAUGCAGUUACCGGCCACUUCAACAUUUCCACCAAUCAAACAGAUGGGUUGGAUGUGAGGUUGCCGUGCUUGCAACACCUGGACCUCUCCAGCAACCGAAUUUCAGAUAUUCCCGAUGACACCUUCAUCCACCUGCCCAACCUCGAGUAUCUGGAUUUGGCUAAAAACAGGCUGCACAGACUCGACGCUGAGCCCUUUAGAUAUCUGAGGAAACUUCAAAUCCUCAAUGUCUCUUUGAACCAAAUAUCUGAACUGCCGAACCAGGGGUUUCGUGGUGUACUUCUUAACUUACACACCCUUGUUAUGAACAACGCUGCCAUAUUCGCUCUCGGUAGUGGCAGUUUCAGAGGUCUGGCACGACUGCGAUUCCUGGACAUUUCCCUCGGUGUUAUAAACACUCUUCAUCCACUGUCCCUCCAAGGAUUAGACAGUCUUCAGGAGAUUAAUAUCCUUUUCAAUCCACUGCGGUCUGUCCCUCAGGAACUUUUACGACCUGUUAACAGCACGCUACGAAAAAUCAACCUCAGUGAAUGUAAGCUUUCCACCAUCCCCAGAGGAUUUUUUGAGGGGUUGCCACUGUUGGAAGAAGUGAAUUUGUCCAAGAAUCAAAUCGCCUCCAUUGAAAGCAUCUCAUUCAAGGACUCACCCAAACUGAAGACACUGGAUAUUGCCGAAAACUCUAUCACGGAUAUCCCUCUGAAUUUUUUUGACCUGACUACCUCAAUCGAGACCGUGCGCCUGGAAGGGAAUUCAAUUAGUGCUGUUCAUGCUCUUACAUUCUGGAACCUGAAUGAUUUGCAACACAUCUACAUGUCCAAAAAUAACCUCACUGCCUUGGAGACCCAAGCCUUCUACAAUCUUCAGUCCCUGAAGACAUUAGAUCUCAGCGGAAAUUUCUUGCAGAGAGUUCCGAAUGAUGCUCUGUAUAAUAUACCUGCCUUGCAGCAACUGAACCUGGCAGACAACUACCUGAUCAAUUUCCCACACCUGCCAUUCAUCAACAGAGAUGCUUUAAGCCCCACUUUGUAUCCCACGAAAGCAGUCACUGUUGAUAUGCAACUCAACUGGCUGUGGUGUGAUUGCUAUAUGUUUAGUCUUAUCAGCGACCAAGAAUACAUAGAUUUAUUUUGGCCUGGUGCAAAUCUCCUGGCUAAUCUGCGAUUCAAGAACUAUCAAGAGCUCAUGUGCUCAAUGCCGCCAAUCUUGAGGGGGGAAGCCCUAUACGAUCCACGGCAAAUGUCUUUGCUUAACCCCUCGCUUGCUAGCUUCAGUGGGUUUUACUGUCCCGAAUCGUGUCAGUGUUACACGCGCUGCAACGAUUCCAUGAACAUAACCAUUUGUAAUGCCAAUCUCACUAGAGUGCCGCAAAAUCUCUCCAAGGACAUAAACGUUUUGAGCUUGGCAGACAAUGGUCUGAGUGCAGUUUCCUCAGGCACUUUUGUACACAUGAAGGCGCUACUGGAAAUUGACCUCAGCGGAAACUACAUCACUACGAUAGGGGAAAUGUUUAGGGGGAUGUCGAGCCUUACCACCAUACAUCUUGGACAUAACCAUAUAGGUGCUGUAACUCGAGGAGAUUUUAAAGGCUUGACCAAUUUGACAUUUCUUGAUCUUCAGCACAAUGUCAUAUCAUUCAUAGAACCUGGUAGCUUUAGUGAUCUGGAGAAACUGCAGUUCCUUUAUCUUGACCAUAACCUGAUGCCAGGUCUACUAUCGGAGGUCCUGAAUAGCAUCCCAUCGCUACGGGAACUCAGACUCGAUAACAACCCCCUGAUCUGUGACUGCGACCUGAUGUGGCUGAAAGAGUGGCUCCAAACCAAGGAUAUGGAGAAUGUUGAGAGCAUCAACUGUACAACUCAGUCCAACGAAACAGCCGCAGUGGUGUACUUGGAUGAUUACGAAUUCAUGUGUAACUCCACUGAUGUCAAUGUCCAAGCCUGGGAUCCGCUUGCAGAAACUGUUGCAGUGUGUUUAGGGGUUCUGGUUUUUCUAAUGAGCACUGCUGCCGCAGUGUACAGAUUCCGCAGAGUCAUCCAGGUGGUCGUUUACAACCACACUGGUUUGCGCUUCAGCAACAAGAUGGACAAAGACAAGGAUAGGACGUAUCUUUAUGACGCCUUCAUAUCAUUCAGCACUGAUGACUUGGACUUUGUCACGCAGGAACUGGUGCCAAAACUGGAAAGCCACGAGCCGCCUUUCAAACUGUGCAUCCACCAACGUGACUUUGUCGUGGGUGAAUGCAUCUCCACCAACAUUGUCAACGCUGUGGAGACCAGCAGAAGGACCCUCAUUGUGCUUUCUAACAGUUUUGUGGCAAGCGAGUGGUGCUCCUUUGAGUUCCAGGCGGCCCAGCAGCAACUCCUCAAGGACCGCCAGAAUCGUUUGAUCGUCAUCCUCUUGGAAGAGGUCGACAAAAACCUACUGGACAAGGACCUGAAGUUGUACCUGUCAACAAACACUUACCUGGAACGGACUGACUCCCUGUUUUGGGAAAAGCUUUACUAUGCAAUGCCUGAUAAGAUGAGAGUGGGCCUUGACCAGGGACAGGUGGAACUGAAUUCCCUAGACAAAGAGGACAGUGUACAAACUGCACAGGAUGAGGUUGAGCUACAGGUACAUGUACAAGAGGAUUUGCGGCAACUGAUUACGUAAUCAAAGUAAUCACGAUUUUUAAUGGAUGCAUUGCUGCACUACUAUUAGGCCUUCAAUUGUAUUUUUUUGAUUGAUUUAAAUCGUUCCCGUUUGUAAUACAAUUUCAA
This is a messenger RNA of Patiria miniata (bat star), 3317 nucleotides long. Its product is annotated as toll-like receptor Tollo. The transcript has a single exon. Gene Ontology annotation, biological process: toll-like receptor signaling pathway; immune response. The record is from RefSeq and is a predicted model, not a curated record. NCBI's taxonomy places the organism in Eukaryota, Metazoa, Echinodermata, Asteroidea, Valvatida, Asterinidae. Gene Ontology annotation, cellular component: membrane. Bases 109 to 3210 code for a protein of 1033 amino acids. Gene Ontology annotation, molecular function: transmembrane signaling receptor activity; protein binding.